AUGCAUUCCGCCAUGAUACUCAGGGUGCGGUCAUUGCCCGUGGCGCAUAAGCGCAUUGGGUUACCUCGCCUGGUUGGCAGGUUCCGCGGCCUCGCAACGGUUUCAAAUGGCGCACAGGCCUAUGAUGUCGUCGUAAUCGGAGGUGGUCAUGCUGGAGCAGAGGCAUGCGCUGCUGCUGCACGAUCCGGAGCUCGCACUGCGUUGGUGACGCCCUCGUUAUCGAAUAUCGGCGUUUGUUCGUGCAAUCCCAGCUUUGGUGGAAUCGGCAAGGGUACAAUGAUCCGCGAGAUUGAUGCGAUGGAUGGUGUCGCUGGACGCAUUAUCGACAAGGCGGGUAUCAUGUUCCGUGUCUUGAAUCGCUCCAAGGGCCCGGCUGUGUGGGGACCGCGCGCGCAAAUCGAUCGCGACCUUUACCGGAAGCAUAUGACGGACGAGUUGGUCAAUACUGAAGGUCUCAAUAUAGUGGAGGGCAAGGUUGCCGACAUUGUUGUCUCCAAGGAAGGCGUGGAGAACACUGCUGGUGCCCAGGGCAAGAUUGUUGGCGUGCGCUUGGAGUCGGGAGAGGUUAUUCCUACCGGCCGUGUGGUUAUUACGACAGGCACCUUCCUGGGAGGCGAGAUUCACAUCGGAAUGGAAAGCUAUCCUUCAGGACGGAUGGGCGAGGCGCCGACUUACGACCGGAACCCCCCGCGGUUGGAUAUGAAGUCGAUUGACUUCUCUGGUUUGGAGAUUCAGCGCGGUGACUCGCCACCCAUGCCCUUCUCAUAUCUCAAUUCUACCGUCGAGGUUGGCGAUGAGGGUCAGCUCACAUGCUGGUUGACCCACACCAAUGAGGCAUCCCACGAGAUCAUCAGGGCCAACCUUGAGAACUCUAUCCACAUUCGAGAGACCGUUCGAGGACCACGAUAUUGCCCAUCGUUGGAGUCCAAGAUCAUUCGUUUCACGGACAAGAAACAACAUCAGAUUUGGCUCGAGCCGGAGGGCUUCGCACCUAACGACGUUGUCUAUCCCAACGGCAUCUCUAUGACCGUUCCCGCGGAUGCACAGUACGCUAUGUUGCGGACUGUCCGCGGUCUGGAGAAUGUCAAGAUGCUCCAGCCAGGCUACGGAGUAGAGUACGACUAUAUUGACCCACGCAAUCUGCGGCCAACCCUAGAGACCAAGUUGAUCAGCGGUCUCUACUUGGCUGGCCAGAUCAAUGGCACCACUGGCUACGAAGAGGCGGCCGGCCAGGGUAUCAUCGCCGGUAUGAAUGCCGGUCUGGCUUCUCAGAACCGAGUACCAAUGACGCUCACGCGUUCGGACGGUUUCAUCGGUAUCAUGAUUGACGACCUCAUCACCAAGGGAGUGUCUGAGCCGUACCGGAUGUUCACGACUCGAAGUGAAUACCGCAUUUCCACCCGCUCUGAUAAUGCCGACCUACGACUCACUCGUAUGGCUCGUGAAGCCGGUGUCGUUGGCGAAAAGCGCUGGCAGCAGUUCCGGGACACCGAGGGCCAGAUUCAAGAACUUCAGGCCCUUUUGGAGAACACGAGACUCUCUUCAACCGCCUGGUCUCGCAAGGGCUUCAAGGUUCGUGCCGACACAUCGGUUCGCUCAGCACUUGAAAUCCUCUGCCUCGACGGAACCGACAUUGACACACUCAUUCCACACAUUGAUACUGCGAAUGGCACGGCAUAUAACGCGGCAUCGUUCGCGCCCGAGAUCCGCACCCGCGUUGCUAUCGAGGGCCGCUACGCCCCAUACCUCAAGCGACAGGAGAAGAUGGCGCAGCGUUUCCAGCAGGAUGAGAACCUGCUCCUCCCUGCCGACCUGGACUACAGCAAGAUCUUCGGCAUCAGCAAUGAGGAAAAGCAAGCACUUGAGCGGGUGCGUCCUUCCAGUGUUGGCAUGGCCAGACGUAUCGAAGGUGUCACGCCUGCCGGUGCCCUUCGCCUGCUGAUGCAUGUGCGGAGAGGUACUGGGUUCACCAAAGAGGUUUCCGAGGAUCCUGCUGUUGCAGAGGUCUUGGGGUCAUCGCCUUAG
Penicillium cataractarum is the source of this 2025-nucleotide messenger RNA. RefSeq names its product tRNA modification protein MTO1. Gene Ontology annotation, molecular function: flavin adenine dinucleotide binding. Gene Ontology annotation, biological process: tRNA wobble uridine modification; tRNA methylation. The coding region runs from base 1 to 2025 and encodes 674 amino acids. Gene Ontology annotation, cellular component: cytosol. The transcript is spliced from 3 exons. NCBI's taxonomy places the organism in Eukaryota, Fungi, Ascomycota, Eurotiomycetes, Eurotiales, Aspergillaceae. The record is from RefSeq and is a predicted model, not a curated record.